AAUUUUUUUUUUUUUUUUCUUUCUCUAAAAAAUUCGAACAAAGAGCUGAAGAAGAUAGGAGAACCAUAGAUACAAAUUCUGAGAUCUCAAGAUCCUAGCUUUCCAUCGCAUUUCCUCUUUCUCCUACGCAUCCGAACACAAUCGUAGACACUGGUUCGGGAGAUGCGAAACGGAGGGGAUCGCCUCGGUCUGAGAUGAGGCGGCGGGCCUUCGAUUUUCGCAGACCAGCUAGGAGGAGAUGGGUCUUGGAAUGUCGGGUGCUUAUGGUGCCCUGCCUUUUAGGGCUGCUGGUGCUACUCCUAUUGAUCACUAGCCGCGACAGGGAUCUGCGAUCCGUGCCUCUUGCUGCGAAGACAUAUCUAAACUCUGCCAUUAGCAUCCCUCAAGGUCUGAAUAUUACUGAUGAAAUGCUGAAUGCUAACUCAGUCACGAGGCAAUUAGUUGAUCAGAUUUCUCUUGCAAAGGCUUACCUGGUCAUUGCCAAAGAAAGCAACAAUCUUCAGUUUGCUGGGGAUCUAAGGACCCAGAUACAAAACACCCAGGCCCUCCUCUCUACUGCUGCUACCCGGCGAUACCCCUUGAGUACUGAAGAGUCUGAGACUGCAAUUCACAACAUGGCUGUAUUGCUUUACCAAGCACAGCAGCUCCGUUAUGAUACUGCAACUUCGCUUAUGAAGAUGAAAGGCCAGGUCCAGUCUCUUGAAGAUAAAUCUAAGGCAGAAGCUGAAAAAAGUACCAAAUUUGGGCAGAUAGCUGCUGAGGAGCUCCCAAAAGCUUUGUAUUGCUUUGGAAUGCGACUAAUCAUGGAUUGGUUCAAACGGCCAAACCCAGAAAGAAGAAUCUCAUAUGCACCACACUACUUGGAGAAGCUCAGGGACAACAACCUGCAGCACUUCUGUAUCUUUUCAGACAACAUUCUAGCAGUAUCAGUUGUCAUCAACUCGACCACCACAAAUUCUAAGCAUCCUCACCAGCUUGUCUUCCAUCUAGUGACAGAUGAAGUGAACUACAUACCAAUGAGGGCCUGGUUCUCCAUGAACAGCAUGGGAGAAGCUACCAUAGAGAUCCAGAAAGUGGAGGAUUUUAGCUGGCUCAAUGCUUCAUAUGUACCAGUUUUGAAGCAGCUCCAAGAUGCCAACACACAGAAUUUCUACUUUUCUGGCAACAAGGACAACAAAACUCCAAUCAAGUUCAGGAAUCCAAAGUAUUUAUCAAUGCUUAAUCACCUGAGGUUUUACAUACCAGAGCUCUUUCCUGCACUAAAUAAGAUAGUAUUUCUUGAUGAUGAUGUGAUUGUCCAGAAGGAUCUUUCUGAUCUGUUCUCAAUUGACCUGAAUGGAAAUGUAAUGGGAGCUGUUGAGACUUGCAUGGAGACAUUCCACAGGUUCCACAAGUACUUGAACUUCUCACACCCCUUGAUCCGUGACCAUUUCGAUCCCGACGCCUGUGGAUGGGCCUUUGGAAUGAAUGUGAUUGAUCUUACAGAGUGGCGAAGGCGAAAUGUGACCGGCAUCUACCAUUACUGGCAGGAAAGAAAUGCAGAUCACACAUUAUGGAAGCUAGGGACUUUGCCACCGGGAUUGCUUUCAUUUUAUGGCUUGGUUCAGAGAUUGGAUCCGAAGUGGCAUGUUCUAGGUUUAGGGUACACAAACGUCGAUCCAUCGCUGAUUUCUGAGGGUGCCGUUCUGCACUACAAUGGAAACAUGAAGCCAUGGUUAAAGAUUGGAAUGGAAAAGUAUAGGGGGCUGUGGGAUAUAUAUGUAGACUAUUCUCACCCUUUGUUGCAGCAGUGUUUCGUGCAUUGAUAGGGUUCAUUGUUCUUCUGAUGCAGUGAUGGAGCAGAAGCAGCGCAGGUUGAUCAUUUUUUCUUUUUAAUUAUUGAGUAGACUUUUCCUCUAAAAUUUUGCCUUCCCCUUUGUUGGUUCUCCUAAUUGUUUUUAUUGGUGAUGUGGAUGUGUUAUAGCAUUAGAAGCUUAGCUCCAAAAUUUUACAUGUGAAUUUCAGAUUUCUGGCAUAUCUUGGCAUAAUAUAGUAUAAAUGAGGAAACGAGGCUGUUUGAUUAGCU
This is a messenger RNA of Dendrobium catenatum, 2065 nucleotides long. RefSeq names its product probable galacturonosyltransferase 10. The coding region runs from base 195 to 1805 and encodes 536 amino acids. The transcript has 2 exons. Gene Ontology annotation, molecular function: polygalacturonate 4-alpha-galacturonosyltransferase activity. The record is from RefSeq and is a predicted model, not a curated record. Lineage: Eukaryota; Viridiplantae; Streptophyta; Magnoliopsida; Asparagales; Orchidaceae.